CUACCUUAUGGAGUUCUCGCGGUCGAUCCUGCUGCUAUUGAACCAAGUUGUCUUCGUGAAAAGUCUGAGGAGGAAGCAGGAAGUGAGGUGGAUGCAGCUCCAGAGGGAUUUGAUUGACACUCAGCUGUGCGAAUAGGAGUGAUCGUAUCCCAUUCUGAGGAGUGUCCUCGCAGCGUGUACAAAAGGGUCGUUCAGGACUGUCUUCUGCUGUCUUGGAAGUGGAAGUUGGACAAACUUCAGUGACUGUGAUCCAAGGACAGCAGGCCAUACUUCCCGUCUGGUAUACGUCCACCAGUGUCAGCGUUCCCUUUGUCACCUGGCACAGAGAAAGACCCGGGGAGCGUUUUCAGAUCCUGGCCUUUAUGUAUGAGACAACCAAAGUGGAAGACCCUGAUCUCAAGCAGCGACUUGGAUUUUUGUUCCGUAUGCCUUUUCAUAAUGUCUCCCUUGUAAUUAACAAUACCAAAGAAAUGGAUUCCGGCCAAUAUAUGUGCACCGUGAAUGUUCCGGAUGACAAUACGGUGAAUGGAAGAAACAUCGGACUUGUCAACCUCACUGUUCUAGUCCCACCGUCUCCACCAAAGUGUCAGAUUCAAGGCAGUGCACAAGUUGGAGGCAACGUUACCAUGUCCUGCAAAUCUGCUUUUGGAAAACCAGUCCCAGUUUACCGUUGGCAGCGGACUGAGCCCAGUCCCCAGUUUUUCUUUGCACCCACACAAGAUACAAAGAAGGGGAUGCUGACAUUGACCAAUCUUACUAUCGAGAUGUCAGGGGUGUAUCUCUGCAAUGCCUCCAGCUUAGCUGGCCAUUCCAACUGCACCCUCAAUCUGGAAGUACAUCCACCAUUCAAUACAGCAGUGGUUGCUGGUGCAGUCGUGGGGACCCUCAUUGGACUUGGCCUGAUCAUAUUUUUUACACUUCAGAUGUUUAUCUACCGAAAGAAAAAGAAGGAAGCCCAAGAGGAUAUAGCCAAUGAAAUCAAGGAAGAUGCUGUAGCUCCCAAGACCCUCUCCUGGGUGAAAAAUUCCUCCACGGAUGGACUCUCCAAAAAUGGAACGUUGUCAUCCAUGAACACAACUCGGGAUCACAAAUCCUAUACUGUCCGGGCCCCCUCGGACACGGCCUCCAUCACCACUGCUGCAGGAAGCAUGGUGGGCUUCAAGGCCCCUUUCACCAACCCCAGAAAUGGGACCCUCACACCAACACCCAGCCUUUCCAGCCAAUCGCUGCCCCUCUAUUUUCCACCAGUGAUCAACGGGGUCCAGUGCCAUCAUGCCAAUGUGCCCAUCCACAGGAAUAACCUCCACCGGACAAACAGGGCUCAGCCACAGGCCCCCCAGCAUCAGGAGCCCCCCGUCCCCACUGCUCAAGGCUUAACGGCCUCCACAUUGAAUCGCAUGGGAGCAGUGCCUGUCAUGGUGCCUGCUCAAAGCCAGGCAGGAUCUUUGGUGUAAAUGUGCUGUAACUCCAUAGCUCUCCGUGCGGCUAUCGGUUUGACUCAUCACAAGCACUGUCGAGAGACAGGUGCGCAUUGUGCUGCUUCGCCAGCCUGUCUGCGGAGGUCCAGGGUCUGUGUUUGGGGUGGUUCUUGGAUUUGUUCUUCAUGUGACCAAAUGUCAAGACUUUGCCAUAAGUGAGACCUUAUCGGGACUUCUGAAAAGGACUUUUUUAUUUUUAUUUUUGGUAACCAGAAGAGCUUCUGUUUAUCUGUCCAGGCUUAUUCUUCCUCGUGCACCAGGCCCAUUCCAUCUCCUCUGGGAAUCUACCUAACAGAGACUAGGUUUAACUGGAUAAAAACAUGUUUGUUCUCUAACAUAACUCUUAAUGUUGAGGAAGAGAAGCAAGCUGUGGUUUACUGUUGUGGCUUAGAAUAAGAGAAGGAGGUAGAUCUGAAGCCUGUAAGCAAAAUGGGUCAUUCUAUCUUCCCCACUACUUUUCAAGAGGUAGCUCACACAAUGGGAAACCCUUCAGACACUUAGGAAGAGAAGGUAAAGAUAAUUGAAACCUACCUGACUCCAUGUCAAAAGUCUACACAUUAGAGAAAUCUGCACAAAUCACAAAAGUGAUAGAAUCUCAGCUGCCACCUUCCACUCCCUCCAUGCAGACAAUGUUUUCCAGCAAUAGGUAGAGCUGAAGCCAAGGUGGAGGUGUGACUUCCUAGCUUAUCAUUCCUGUCUCCUUCUUCCAUCUCCCCAAAAGAAACUAAAGGACAGUUCAGUCUCACUGCUGGUUGAUCUGAUGGCCAUAAGCAGUUCUUGGUGUCACUUCAAAGGUAAUUAAUUCAUAAACCCUUCAAUUGCCUCUUGAGACGCCUGGUUUUAGAUCACCACAGUAUGUUAGAGGUGUGCAACUUUUUGAAGACACAAACUUCCAUAUGUAUGAAGAGGCCACCAUAUAUUACAUUUGAAGAAAAUGCCAUUUUAAUUGAAUUAAUGGAAUAUCAAUGGUGUGAGGAAUGAAUUCAUGCAAUUAUCCUUAAAACGACAGUUUGUUACUUAUGAAGGCCCAUCCAAGACUUUGGAGAUUCACCUGCACUUGUUGGGCACUAAAUUAGGUAGUAUCAAUGCCCCCUGAAAUAAUUUUAGUACAAAAUAAAUGCAGCCUUAUUCAAGAGGUUAUCUUUUACAAUGGAUACUGUGUAAUAUCCUUUUUCCUGAAAAUGGUAUCCUAGAUUAUUUAAUUUGGGAGCCUUAUGGACAAGAUGAAUUUAGCUCAGGAUGGAACUAUUUGGAGAGACAAGUGCCAUGAAGUUGUUAAGGCUGUAUCAUAAGUGCAAAAAGAGAUCAAGGUAUUGAUGUUCACCUGAAGAGGCUUGGAAAUGGUUUUUGAUAGGAAUAAGUUAAAUGGAAUAUAUGAAACAGACAAUAAUUUGGCAGAUGCUCAAGUUUUUACACUUGGUGGUUUUGAAACUGAAAAGUGGAUGCCACUUUUAAAAAGUAUAAAUCUAAACGGUAGCUUUGCAACAGAAAUUCGUUUUUAUAGGACCGUAAAAUGCUUUCCUAAGGUAACAUUUCAUAUUAAUCCAAGCUAAUCAUAUAAUUCAGCAUUGUCAGAUGGCACAGUCCUUAUGAAGCUGGUGACACACAGAUCUGUAGAGGUUCUAGAUUAGAUCUUUCACUCUUGUGCUGAAAAUUUGGGGAGGGGGUUUUCUUUUGUUUCAUAGCAUCCCUACAAGCCCACUUUUUGAAGUAGUAGUCCUCUUUCAGUUAAUGUAGGGUAUAACUCCUGGAAAUACAGAUGUAGAAUAUGCUUUUCAGAAAGUGUUCACAAGGCAAGUUGAGAAAGGAUUCUGCUGAUUUAAUGUACAGGUAGUCCUUGAUUUAUGACCACAGUUGGGACUGGAACAUCAGUUGCUAAGUGAGGAAUUGUUAAGUGAAUCUCACCCAAUUUUUUGCCAUGGUUGUUAAGGAGAACCUCCUUGAUUAUUAAGUAAAUCAUGCAAUUGUUUAUUGUUAAGUGAAUCUGGCUUCCCCCAUUGACUUUACUUGUUGGAAGGCACCUGGGAAAGUAACAAAUGCAGAUCACAUGACCCUGAGAUUCAGCAACUGUCAUAAAUAUAUGCUGGUUGCCAAGCACCCCAGUUUUGAUCACAUGACCAUGGGGAUGCUGCAACGGUUGUGUCAGGACCAGUUACAAGUCACUUUUUUCAGUGCCAUUGUAACUUUGAAUAGUCACCAAAAAAGGUUGAAAAUCAAGAACUACUUGCCGUCAUCCAUGUAGCUUUAUUACCAGCAACACAAGAUUCAUUUAGAAUUGCUUUUCUCUAGGGCGAUGGUUGGUCUAGGACUCCCAGAAUUCCUGAGCCAGCCAUGUUAGCUCAGGAAUUCUGGGAAUUGAAGUCCACAAGUCAUAAAAGGGCCAUAAAUUGCCAACCUCUGGUCUAGGAUAUAGCUGUGGUUUUCUCUGCAAGUCUACCUUGUAUUCUCUGGAGGUAUCGCUCACCCAAACAAAGCCAGCCAGUUGCUCUAAAUCAGAGUGUCCAACCUUGGCAAUAAGACUUGCAGACUUCAAAUCCCAGAAUUCCCCAGCCAGCCAUUAAAGUUACCAAGCUUGGGCAUCCCUGCUCUAAAUGAGUUAGGCUGUUCUCUUCUAGGCAUCUGUUUUGGCUCCAAAACCUAUUAGUUUUUUUAAAUAAAUGGAACCCCUUUUAUGACCGUGGUUAGGGGUUGAUUCUGGAAAAUAUGCUUUUAUUCCGAUUUGUGUCCUACUGUUCCUUAGUGAACCACAUAGGAACUCUACUUAGAUAUUCUGCAUUAGUAUUUUUGAAACUUGGCAACUUUAAAAUGUGUGAACUUCAACUCUCAGAAUCGUCAGCAUGUCAGUUUGAAAAUGCUUCUCUACCUGCUCUCUUGCAGUUAAGGCCAAAUACUGCCUCAGGUCUAUCAAAAUAUGACAUCUUCCAUAACUCUUAAGAACAUGACUUGUAAUAUUAUAGAGCAACUUUCUACCAGGCCUCUUAAAUGGACUGUUUAAAGGACACCUUUUGCAUCUUAAUAUAUAUUGUGCAAUUAUGUUUAUUCAACGGACAAAUUCCUAUAUUUCUUUUUCUUUUCUUUUUUUUUAUAAAUGUAGAUGGAGUAAAUAAUUUAUACUUCUAGAUAUUAACAGGUCUGUGAAUCUGGACUGGAGUCCUCUAAUCAUUUUCAUGCUAGCUAUUUUUAUUUUUCAAUGGCAAUAAGAUCCUUCUGUUGUGUGGGAAGGGUAGGGAUACACUGAAGUAUUUUUAUGUACAGUUUUGAAAUGUAUUGUUUUUCAUAAACAAUCAUUAAAAGUAUUUGUUUUUAUAUCAAGUAAAACCAACUGUGGAAAGGCA
This is a messenger RNA of Pantherophis guttatus, 4813 nucleotides long. NCBI's taxonomy places the organism in Eukaryota, Metazoa, Chordata, Lepidosauria, Squamata, Colubridae. The record is from RefSeq and is a predicted model, not a curated record.